GUCUCUGAGAAGUGAAAUGGCGCAGCGAGGAAUUCAGCUGGACUCGGCAAAAUUCUGCUGUUCGAUCUGUUUGGAUCUGCUGAAGGAUCCGGUGACUAUUCCCUGUGGGCACAGCUACUGCAUGAGCUGUAUUAAAGACUGCUGGGAUGGAGAGGAGCACAAGGAAAUCCACAGCUGCCCCCAGUGCAGGCAGACCUUCACACCGAGACCUGUGCUGGUGAAAAGUGCCAUGUUAGCAGCGUUGGUGCAGGAAGUGAGGAAGACGGGACUCGGAGAUGGAGAUCUUCAAGAGAACAUCUGCUCUCGUCACAAUGAGGUGAUGAAGAUUUUCUGCCGCACCGAUCAGCAGUUUAUCUGUUAUCUCUGCUCCAUGGAUGAACACAAAGGCCACGACACAGUCUCGGCUGCAGCAGAGUGCACUGAGAAGCAGAGUGAGCUCCGGGUGAGACGGCAAAAAAUCCAGCAGAGAAUCCAGGACAGAGAGAAAAACGUGAAGGUGCUUCGGCAGGAGAUGCAGGCCAUCAAUCGCAUUGCUGAUGAAGCAGUGGGGAGCAGCAAGAAGGUGUUCACCGAGCUGGUUUGUCUCAUCGAGAAAAGAAAGUCUGACAUGAAGCAGCAGAUCAGAUCCGAGCAGAAAGAGGAAGUGAGACGGAUUGAAGAACUUCAGGAGAAGCUGAGACAGGAGGUGGUGGACCUGAGGAGGGAAGACGCCGAGCUGGAGCAGCUCUCACACACAGAGGAUCACAACCAUUUUCUGCACAGUUACCCCUCACUGUCACGUCUCAGUGAAUCUGCAGAGUCGCCCAGCGCCGAUAUCCAUCCUCUGCGCUACUUUGAGGAUGUGACUGCGGCGGUGUCACAGUUGAGAGAUAAACUCCAAGACAUUCUUAGUGAGGAAUGGUCUAAAAGCUCACUGACAGUGACUGGAGUGGGUGAUGUUUUACUGACACCAGGAGAGCCCAAGACCAGAGCUGAACUCUUACAGCAUUCACGUCAACUCACACUGGAUCCAAACACAGCGCACGUAUGGCUGUCAUUAUCUGAGGGGAACAGAAAAGUCACAUUAGAAGUAUUAACUUUGGAAGAAGAGCGCUUAGGCCUAAGCUCAUCUUUUUUUUCCACAAACAAGUUCUUUGGUGCAUCUCAGGUCCUGAGCAGAGAGGGUCUGACUGGACGUUGUUACUGGGAGGUGGAGCGGAAGGGGAGAAGAAUUUCAAUAGCUGUCGCAUAUAAGAAUAUUAGCAGGACAGGGAGCGAAUGUGUGUUUGGAUGCAAUGACAAGUCUUGGGCACUGGAUUGUUUUGACGAUUGUUAUCAGUUCAGUCAUAGCAAUAUUGCAACUCCCAUAUCAGGCCCUCAGUCCUCCAGAAUAGGAGUGUACCUGGACCACAGUGCAGGUAUUUUGUCCUUCUACAGCGUCUCUGAAACCAUGACUCUGCUCCACAGAGUCCAGACCACGUUCACUCAGCCGCUCUAUGCUGGGAUUUGGCUUUGGACUCAUCCUGGAGCCACUGCUGAGCUGUGUAAGCUCAAUUAAAAAUGUAGAUUUUAA
Messenger RNA from Myripristis murdjan (pinecone soldierfish), 1552 nucleotides. RefSeq names its product tripartite motif-containing protein 65-like. The record is from RefSeq and is a predicted model, not a curated record. Lineage: Eukaryota; Metazoa; Chordata; Actinopteri; Holocentriformes; Holocentridae. Gene Ontology annotation, molecular function: zinc ion binding; protein binding. The coding region runs from base 17 to 1537 and encodes 506 amino acids. The transcript is spliced from 2 exons.